Messenger RNA from Nyctereutes procyonoides (raccoon dog), 2618 nucleotides. RefSeq names its product CCM2 like scaffold protein (gene CCM2L). NCBI's taxonomy places the organism in Eukaryota, Metazoa, Chordata, Mammalia, Carnivora, Canidae. The transcript has 10 exons. The coding region runs from base 33 to 1742 and encodes 569 amino acids. The record is from RefSeq and is a predicted model, not a curated record. Gene Ontology annotation, biological process: heart morphogenesis.
GAGGGUGGCAAAAGUGGAGGCGACACUUCACCAUGGAAUAUGAAGUCAAGAAAGGAAAAAAGGGCUUCGUAUCCCCCAUCCGGAGGCUGGUGUUUCCCAAGGCGGGGCGCCGGGCUGCCUUUCGGACCAGUGUGAGUCGCCGGCCUCUGCACUCGAUGCCCCUUUAUCCUCCUGACUACCUCAUUGACCCUCAGAUCCUACUGUGUGACUACCUGGAGAAAGAGGUCAAGUUCCUGGGCCACCUCACCUGGGUUACCUCCUCACUGAACCCCUCCAGCCGCGACGAGCUCCUGCAGCUGCUGGACACGGCCAGGCAGUUGAAGGAGCUGCCGCUGAAGACCACGGCGGAGCAGGACAGUAUCCUGAGCCUGUCGGCCCGCUGCCUGCUGCUCACUUGGCGCGACAACGAGGAGCUAAUCCUGCGCAUCCCCACGCAUGAGAUCGCCGCCGCCUCCUACCUGCAGGACGACGCGCUGCACCUGCUGGUGCUUAAGACCGGUCUGGGCGUGGACCCGGUGCCAGCCGGCGUAGACGCCAGCCCCGGCGGCGCUGGGCGCGACCCGGGCCCGCCGGGCGCGGCGCCCGAGAAGCGGCGGGGGGGCACCACGGAGCGGCGCCACACCAUCUGCAGCCUGGACUGGCGGAUGGCGUGGGGCGGGGGCGCGGGCGCGGAGGCCCGGGCCGGGGGCGGCGGCGGCGGCAGCCUGGAGCGCCAGCGCGCCGGGGCGCGGGCGUCGGGCAGCUGGGAGCGGCGGCAGACGUUCAGCGGCAGCUGGGAGCGGCGGCACGCGGGCGGCGGCGGCGGCGCGGGCAAGCCGGGUGGCAGCUGGGAGCGGAGGCAGGCGGGCGGCGGCGGCGGCAGCUGGGAGCGGCGCCACCCGGGCUCCAACCCGCUGGACCCGCGGGACCCCAGCCCCGACGCCUACUGCAACCUGGUCAUCCUGGCUGUGGCCAACAGGGAUGCUGCCGAGGAGUCCUGUGCCCUCAUCUGUCAGGUCUUCCAGAUCAUCUAUGGGGACCAGAGCAUUGAGUGCGUAGACCGAGCCGGCUACCACUACACGUCCACGCCUGAGCGGCCGUGGCUCUGCAGCCGCAGUGAGAGCUGCCGCACGGAUGGGACUUACGCCUAUGAUGCCGACUUCAGCUGCUGCAGCUCCUUCAACGGCUCCCAGGAUACAUUUGAAGCGUGUUAUAGUGGCACGUCCACGCCCUCUUUCCAUGGCUCCCACUGCAGCGGCAGUGACCACAGCGGCCUGGGCCUUGAGCAGCUGCAGGAUUACAUGGUCACGUUGCGGAGUAAACUGGGGCCCCCUGAGAUCCAGCAGUUUGCGAUGCUGCUGCGGGAGUACCGGCUGGGGCUGCCCAUCCAGGACUACUGUGCAGGCCUGCUGAAGCUCUAUGGAGACCGGCGCAAGUUCCUCCUCCUUGGGAUGCGGCCCUUCAUCCCGGACCAGGACAUCGGCUACUUCGAGGGCUUCCUGGAGGGCGUGGGCAUCCGAGAGGGCGGCAUCCUCACCGACAGCUUCGGCCGCAUCAAGCGCAGCAUGAGCUCCACGUCGGCGUCGGCCGUGCGCAGCUACGACGGCGCGGCCCAGCGGCCGGAGGCGCAGAGCUUCCACCGGCUGCUGGCCGACAUCACGCACGACAUCGAGGCGCUGGCCCCCGACGACGACGAAAGCACGGACGAGGAGGCCCGGGACUGCCCGGGCGGGGGCGACGCGGCUGAAGACAACUACCUGUAGCCGCAGCCCUUGCGGACAGCAGGGACGCACCUGCAUCUCACUGGCUCCUGCCCGAGGGACCCUGGGCCCCGGUCCCCCUCGCACUGGACGCGGACGCGGGCCUCCACUCCCCGGGGCGCGGGGGUCCCUGUCCUGGGGGCUCCAGGCCCUGCAACACCGAGAAUGUGCUGCAGGGGGCGGGACCCUAAAGUCGCGGGCAGUCCCUGAGGCUCAGGCCCCUCUGCCAGACUUCAGCGGGCAGCCCCCUACUUUGUCUGACCAGCCUCGGGUGCCGCCCCAGGUCAACCCGUCUUUCCUGCGACUGCCUGGACUGCCUGCCGCCCCUUUCUGGAGGCCAAGGGAGGGAUGAGGGGUGGGUGCUUCACCUGCUGGCCGACUGAGAAAAGAAUUCCCAGAGCCCACAGAUGGCUGCUUCUCCUAUUUUACAGUUUGAGAAACUGAGGUUCCAAGAAGAGAAAGGAACUUGAGGGAAGCUCCUGUUUCUCCUUUGAUAUUACCUCAAACUAACCAUACUAAAUAGCGUAGAGGGUCUUUUUCAGACUCCAAACAGCAGGGUCGCCCCUCCCCCAAUGGCAAGAAUUGGAUCAUCAAUCUGAAAUAGAGGUUUUUAUCUACUGGCAGUUGAGUCAGAAGUAGGUGAUGUGCCCCCAGUCCUGGCCCUAAGGCUCUGAACGAGUUGCUUGUUCAGAUCUUGGAUUUGGGGGCCACACAGAUCUAGGGCUCCUGCCUGGUUCGUGUUCUCACCUCUUGGUGACAUCCAUUCCCUAAUCUGUGGGAUGAGGUGGGCCCCACCCCCGCCACAGAGUGGUUCUGGGGAUUAGCAAAAGUCCAGACCUUAGUGCUGGGUCUAGCACAUGAUAGACCCCAAUAAAUGCU